Messenger RNA from Vicia faba (fava bean), 429 nucleotides. NCBI's taxonomy places the organism in Eukaryota, Viridiplantae, Streptophyta, Magnoliopsida, Fabales, Fabaceae. The record is from the annotation of a GenBank genome assembly.
AUGAAUUUCCAGCGUUGUUUUGUGCCUCGCAGCUUCAGCCCGAAAAUUCCUUUUGGUCCUCAUGAUAAAUUUGAUAAAGCUUUUCAGUUAGUGUGGAAAAUGGGAGUCCCUUAUAAGAUUAAGGCUUUUGGAUGGAUGCUUCUUAUUAAUAGACUUCCGACUAAGGAUCUCCUUAGUAUUAGAGGUAUAUCUUUUCCUAUCGAUUCUCAAAAGUGUAUUUCAUGUGGGAAUGCUGAUGAAACUUUGGAUCAUUCAUUCUUAUUUUGUUAUGUUAUUAUCUUGGUUUGGAGGGAUAUAGCAGAGUGGAUUGGUUUUUCGGAUUUUCCAGAGAUUGAGUCGAAAGGAAGUUUCAUGAAAUGGUACAAAUUUUGUAAACUUAAGAAGGUGAAAAAAGAGAAAGAAGGUUGUGAUUGGUUGGCUAUUACCUGA